This is a messenger RNA of Armigeres subalbatus, 885 nucleotides long. RefSeq lists its product as uncharacterized. The transcript has a single exon. Gene Ontology annotation, biological process: DNA integration. Lineage: Eukaryota; Metazoa; Arthropoda; Insecta; Diptera; Culicidae. Gene Ontology annotation, molecular function: nucleic acid binding. The record is from RefSeq and is a predicted model, not a curated record. Bases 1 to 885 code for a protein of 294 amino acids.
AUGACCAAAAUUACUGCGAAGGAAACAGUAGAGAGGCUUGACCGAAUUUUCUGUCGCCUUGGUUACCCACGAACAAUAACGUUAGAUAACGCUAAACAAUUUGUGGGAAUCGAGUUGGACGAGUACAGCAAACUGAAAGGGAUCACUCUCAGGCACUCAACCCCUUACUGGCCACAGGAAAAUGGCCUGGUAGAGCGCCAAAAUCGCUCCCUGUUGAAGCGCUUACAGAUCAGUCAUGCCCUAGGUCGAGACUGGCGGCGUGAUCUCCGUGACUAUCUGCUAAUGUACUACACCACGCCGCACUCAAUCACUGGGAAAACUCCAACGGAGUUGAUGCAUGGGAGAACGAUCCGAUCAAAAAUACCCGCUCUGGAGGAUAUCGAGACGACACCUGCCAGGAACGACGUUCGUGGCCGAGAUCGAGUACUGAAGGAUAAGGGCAAGCAGGCAGAAGACCAACGACGCCAUGCCAGGAAAUCUUCCCUAUCAACAGGCGACACAGUGCUUAUGCAGAACCUUUUGCCGGGGAACAAAUUGACAACAACGUUCAACCCGAAAGAGUAUGUUGUUACGCAGCGCUCAGGACCGCGUGUGACUAUCGAGGAUCCAGUGACUGGUAAAUCGUACGAUAGGAAUGUUUCUCACCUGAAAAAGGUGUCAGAUGGUGCGGCAGUGUCAACGGAAACGAUUCCCACAGCUGCUGCAGACAACGACGUCGAUGAUAAUCAGCUUCCUGAGCAGGUCCCCCAGUCUUCCAAUUCAGAACCUGAAUUUCAAGGAUUUGAUCUGGAGGCGAACUGCGCUGCUGAACCAAAUCCUGUUUCUACAUCACGACAGCGACGUGUAACAAAGAAACCUUGCAGAUUUGCAGACUAUGUAUCUUAA